Messenger RNA from Phytomonas sp. EM1, 1311 nucleotides. Lineage: Eukaryota; Euglenozoa; Kinetoplastea; Trypanosomatida; Trypanosomatidae. The record is from the annotation of a GenBank genome assembly.
AUGCUUUUCCCAACGCUUGUCGUGAUGAGGAAUCUCACUUCUUUUGCGACCAAGGGCUCAAUGCGAGGUGGUGUUCCUCGUGUUUAUUAUCCCUGGAUGAAGCCUGGUAGCUUCACACGUAGGCGAUUCGAAAAGAUGCGAAAUCCAUUUGUGGAUCUUGAAACCGGCACUUCACUCUAUUUCCGUGAUACGCGUGACUCAGCUGAGGCGGUUGCGCACGCGGCAGAUAGCAAAGGCCUCAAGGGCAUGGACAAUGGCAUCGAUCUCUACAACGAAUAUCGUAUUGUGCCCGAUCUAUACCCUGAGGGCUUUCAGUGGAAGCACAAACUUAACACCGAGUACAAUCAGUGGCGCUCUAAUACCUGGGUGACCCCAGAGCUCAUUCCACUGGAGCACCGUGGGAGGUUUCUAUGCAAUUUCCAGCUUAACAUUGUCGCCUAUGAUAUGCGUGUAGUCAAGUUUAGUCCAACAGAUCACCGUCAGUGGAUCUACUGCGUUCUGUAUGUUGGCACCGGUAAGGGAAUCGCUGGUUGGGGUCGCGCGGUCGCGCCAAGCACUCAGGAGGCGCGAAACGAAGCUAUUCGAGAGGCGUUUUCGAACAUUAUAGCUGUUGAUCUCGAACAGGAGGGCCCGAUGUAUCCUGUACGUGUAAAUGCGGAUGGCGCACGAGUGUUACUCUACCCUGCAAAGCGCAUCGUCGCUAAUUUUCGCGUUGCGGAUAUUUUAUGCGCGUUUGGCUUUCAACACGCGGGCUGUCGCAUCAAUAACCGCGCAGUCAACACUCCGCGGUCCCCUACGCACACCGUCGAGGCAGUCUUCGAGGCCGUCAAGGCUCUCCGAAGCAUCAGCGAAAUUGCCGCGAGUCGUGGAAAGGUUCCGCACUCCCUUAUCUAUAAUAUCUAUCCCUAUUUAGAAGAGAUUCGCCGCCGGAAAGGCAUGAUGGCCAUGCAUCCACCGGGUAAGGACGGUAUCUUUAUGCCAGAUCGUGUGGUUGACAAUCGAAUGCCGGACCACCUCAAGAGGGGCUAUUACGACGACGUUUACUGGAAGGAUUUCUUUGCGGGUAGCAAAGAGCAUCUGAGUGAGCCUAAGAUGGGGCUUCGUGGUGACGAGCUCCGGGCCAGGGUCGAGACCGCAUCCAGCACGACAAAUGACGCCAUGAGAUCCCAGCAGUCUAAGCGCCGCACGCUGGCUGAUCUUCUAAAAAAGUUAGGCAAAACUUACAAUGACUUGGGUUCACUCCCGGUGGUUAAUCCCCAUUUGGAUAUGAAACUACCGUCGCAUAUAAAGCGCAAUUACUUGCUCCACUAA